This is a messenger RNA of Aureobasidium subglaciale EXF-2481, 937 nucleotides long. RefSeq lists its product as uncharacterized. The transcript has 2 exons. The record is from RefSeq and is a predicted model, not a curated record. Lineage: Eukaryota; Fungi; Ascomycota; Dothideomycetes; Dothideales; Saccotheciaceae. Bases 1 to 648 code for a protein of 215 amino acids.
AUGGACGGCAAAUUUUCAGCAGAGGAUCUGUUCCGAAUCAAGAAGGAAACAGAGGGACAGAGACAGCGAGAGCGAGAAAAAAGGAGGAUACAUUCACCGAAAGUCACUGAAAAAGACAACAAUGCUGGCGACUCAGAGAUCGAGCCAGACACUGAUGAAAGUAGCGAUUCGGAAGACGAAUCAGACAGCGACGAAAGCAGCGAUUUAGAAGGCGAGACGGAUGUCGAAGAGGACAUCCCAACCAAGCGGGUCACGCACGAAACCAUAUUAGUCAAUGGCAAACCUGUCCAGAAGACAAACACACUCAGGCACAAAGCUACUGCCGGCAAGAAUUUCCAAGACGAGCGCGCUUCGUGCACAGAAAGCUAUACUACGACGGAACAUCAUAACGAGAGCGAUGAAGACGUCUCAUCACACUUCAAUGCUGCUGCAAAGCACGCCGGAACCGAUUAUGCUCGUACACUUGAUAUGCAUAGAAUUCUGCAUGAGCAAGCGCUGAUGUCGAUGCCAUCGAAUCACAUCCGGGAUUUCAUGGCGAACACCAACAAGUUGAUGGAUGGUGAGAACCAUAGGAACAAGUCGAUCCAAAGAUCUUCAUCUGGGGCGAAGAAAUCUCACAAAAAGAGAACGUUAGGAAGGGGCAAAUGAUUGAAUUUACAACUAAGAUUGGCAGUACAGAAUAAAGACAUGUUUCCCAGACCCAUAGUUCGUAUUCCCCAAACAAUGUCAUUCACGAUCUGUGACUGCGAGAUACCUGGGAUAGGCUGAAUCGUAUGGCAGACCUCAUCGCGUGACGUGUCUGCCAGUCCCAUUCCGUCCAAAUUCUUUGUCUGGAUCUUGCCGGAAGAGUUUUAGUGUAUUGCCCUUCGUCAUCUGAGCCUAGGUAUGGGUGUACUAUCUAGCAUCGAUUCUCAGUCUAGCCACACCCGGUUUCUCC